UGUCAUUGAUGACAAUAAUAAUUGUUAUUUUUCCAUAGCGUACCGAUUUUCCAUAGUAUUUUAAGGCUUUUACGUUGAUUAGGGAAUAAAUAGAAAUUAUUAUGUGUUUUUACCUUAUUAACUAUACAAAUUAGAAUAGCUUCUGAAUACUAGAAGUUUUAUAUUAUUUACCUAUGCGAAUUUGUGAUUUUUUUUUUUUGUCGUUUAUAAAAACUAUUUAGUGUAUUUAACACCGUUUACGCUGCUUCGGAUAUCCGUUGAACAAUGGCAAGUAGACAGUCUGUUAGUUCAAUAUUGAAAUUACCCAAAGUACGACCACCGCUUAAAGAGAUUGAACCCAGUGAACAGGAUGGCGAUGAAAAUACUGCUUCAUUGCCUAAAAGAAAGGUGAGUUUCUCGGGGAUGAAUAAAAUAAAAAUGUAUAAUACUGCUGCGACUUCAUUAACUGUUUGUCAUGCACCAAUGUACGAUGAACAAUUUUCAAUGUUAUCCGAUUCAUCAAAUGCAGAAAAAACUGGAAAAAAUGAAAAAUCUGAUACACAUACUACUUUAGAAGCAACUAAUUGUACUGAUGUAGAGAACAACGGUCGUGUGAUUAUUGAAUAUGAUAGCCCAAACGAUAAUAUGGAAAUGACGGAGGCAAUGACUGGUAAAAUAUUUUCUCAAGAUACAAUUUAUACAAUUGACAACAAUGAAUCGGGAGAAAAUAAUUUAAAUUUGGACUGUUCAGACAACAUGGAAUUCACAGAAGCUCUUAAAGUAGGUCAAAUUUUGACAGUUAGUAACGAAACCAGGUUUGAUUGUUCAGGAAUGUCUGAACCUUCUGAUGAUGCUAAUGACAAAGAAUCCUUAACUCAAACUAAUGACGAAUCAACCACGCAAUUUUUUACCAAGGCUGCACAAAACUAUUUAGACGUAAGUAACGAAUCAAAUAAUAUGGAAAUUACUUAUGCAAAUACUGAGUCCAACAAUAUGGAAUUUACUUGUAUAACUACCAAAUCUCAGGCGUCUGGUUGUUCUAUUGAUAACAGUAAGUGUUCUAACAUGGAGAUGACUAAAGUGCUCGACGGUAAAAUGUACCAAGUUAACACUGAUUUAGAUGAAUAUACUUCAAUGAGCAUUGAAGCAGAACUGUCGAAUGAAAUUUUACAAGAUAGUCAGUGUAGCCCUGUAACAGAACCUGAUGAUAAUUUAUUAAGCCCUCAUAAUUUAAUUUCAAAUAAAAGCAAGAGACAUGAAACUAGUUGUAACGAUUCAGAGAUAAUCGAUGAAGAUCUUUCUAGUAGCUUAGUUUCAAUGGAUAUUGACGAUGUGACAAAAGACUAUGAGUAUAUCAAUAAACUUGUAGACAAUCAAGAAAUAUCUCAGCAUAACAACAGAGAUCAAUUAGGUUUAAAAGAAAAUUAUGAAUUUAUUGGUAAUAAGCGAGAAACUUCUUUUCGACAAAAUAGGAAAUCAGGAAAUUCAUUAGUGCCUGUUACCUCUUACUGUGUUAAAAAUGAAUGCUCAACAAUGGAGGGAACAAAUAACAAUAUAAAACAAAAAAUGUAUUCUAGGAAAUCAAUGGCUUUGGUAAGAUCAAUUGUACAACAUGAAUCUCCUGAAAAAUGUUUAGUUGAUAAAUCUGUUUUAGCCGAAGAUGAUGUAAUAGAAGAAAAUUCAAGUUUAAGUUUACAAAAUGAGUCUGUAGAAAAAGUUGAAACGAAAGAAUAUGAGUUUAAAAAAUAUUCAAGAAAAUCAUUAGCACCUAUUUAUGCACUACACAACCAAGUAGAGCCGCCAUCAAGUGAAAUCAUAUUUGAUGAAUUAGUGCCAAUUGAACAAAAUGAAGAAGAUAAAAAUUGUACGAAAUCAACGGUUUCAGAGUUAACAUUAUUUACUUUAAAUGAGCCUACAGAAGAAAUUCCGCUUACUAAAUCAUUUGUUGAAGAAAACCAACAAAAAAAUAUUUAUAGACAAUCAAUGGCACCUACAACGGUAUCUUUAUUGUCUGAUGAUAGUGUUCGAGAUGUAAAUAAUUCUGAGAAUGGACAAAGUAGAUUAAUCAUGAAAAAUGAAAUGCAGUCCAUGUUGCAUAAUAUAAACAAUGAUGAUAAUGAUUUAAAUUCACCUUUUAGAAAAAAAUCAAGGGUAUCGAAUGAUUUGUCAGUUAUGCAAAAUAAUAUUGUUGAUGACAAUUAUUUAGAACUGUCUGGAAUUCAACCAGAAAUUAUUGCAGAGAAUAAACAAUUGAUAAAUACAAACUUAGUUAGUAAUAUGGAUGUGUCUGUAGAAUAUGAUCCUAAAAAUGAAGAUUUUGCCAACCUAUCAGUUGAUCCCAUGGAUGUUUCAUCAUGUUCAUCAUAUAAUACUUCCAUGAUAAAAAAAAUAAUGUCCGGUUCUUCAAUCGGCGAAGAAGAACAUUACUUGACUUUAUUGAAAAGCGCAUCCAAACAAGGGACACAGCAAACAGAUCAGUCUUUCAGUAAAGAAAGUAGUUUUACGCAACAAAUAGGUAAUUUUUUGCAAGAAGUUGAAAAUUCAAAGAAAACAGACAUAAACAGUGAAAGCCAUGAAUCCAAACAAAAUAAAUUAAAUGAUUGUCAAAAAGAAGACGUAUUAACAAAAUCUUUUGAGCAACUUUCUGAAAGCCACAAACUAGUUACCAACAAUUUUGCGUUAGAAGAAAAUAAAUGUGUUGAAAAAUCGAUUGUUGUUAAUUUGGAAAAAAGUGCUUUGGAACUAAUCGAUCAAAACUCUAUUUCUUGUAAUUCCCAAGAUCCAUUUCUUGAAGAUAUUUCAGUUUUAUCAAUUCCAAAUGUCAAUAUUCAAAAUUGUGAUAGUUCAGUGGCCGGUAACAGAAAAAGGAGUUACAGUAAUAGAGAUUGUAAUCCAUUGUCUCAUACAUUUAAUUCAAAGCAGGUUUUAGUUAAAAAUGAAGAUUUUGUUCAUGACUUGUUGAUAAAAGACAGUUCUAUUCAAGAACCAUUUUGUAUCAAUGAACACCCAACUGAAUGUUCAGUAGCUAAAAAUUCAAUCUGUAUAGAUAAUAAUGAACAUUACACUACACAAAAUGACUUACUGGACAAAGAAAUAAGCAGAGAUGUAUCAAUUAGGGAAACAAGCAGUAAAGAAAAACCAGCCAACGAUAAGUUGAUUAAAAAUUAUGUUGACAGUGUUGGAUUAACCCAAGAUAAUUCAGUAUGCUACACAAGUCUCUAUAAAAAUAAUUCAGCUCAUGGCGAGGUUAGCAAAGAUACAUUGAUAGACGUGUCUAUGGAAAAAUGUUCAAACGAUGAGAAUACAGAUAAUAGUAAUUUUUCAAAAGAUGGUUCAAUGUUUAAGGAGUCUGUCAAGGAACAUUUAAUUAACGAAGUAUCGGAAUUUCUGAAUAGAUGGGAAAAACAAUUUCUUGAUGGUUUACUCGUUUUAGAAAAAUGUACAAAUACCAAAUGGAUUUUUAAUUUAUUGGCCAAACAUUUAUAUUUAGAAAUUAGCUAUUUUCCAAUGGUCGACAGUCAUUCGUUUCUUAAAUUAGAAGAUAUUUCUUUUUCGAAAUCAAGUACACAAAAUGAAGUAAUGAAAUUUGGUAUAAAUUGGAUUUUAUCAAAGUACAAUCCAAAGAUGUACAAACGUAUAUGCUUCACGAGUGGUCACAUAGAAUUAUUGUUAAAAUCAUUGUUGGAAGAUGUUCAAUUUAUCAACAAUAUGAUGCAAAGUAUGUCGUAUUUGCAAGAUAUGCACUGUGUUGAUUUUAAGGACAACAAAGCUUCCUUUGUGAUACAUCAAAUGAGUGAUCAUCCAAUGAUGACUCAAAUCGAGGUGUCCCUUACCAAUAUUCAUAAGCUUUGCGCCAAGGAUGUUGUGGUCGACUGCAUAUUUGGAUCAUUUGAUAUGAAGGCAAUGGGAGAUAUUAUUGAAACUAUCCCUAAAGAUUGUGAUACCUUGUAUUCAUUUAUUAAAAAACUUAAGACACUUUACAAGUAAACCAAGUUCACUAUGUAUAAACUAAUUUUUUUAUAAUAUUUUAUGCUAAUAAUUUAAAGUAAAUCGACGAUAAAUAUUAUGUUAAAAAAUAUUUCAAUUAGAUUCAUUGUUUAAUUUUUUUAUUAUGUAAUUUCUUAACAUCAUAUAUUUUUUAAAUUAAAGUAAGUAAUAUAGUACAUGUGUAGUUUUUUAACUACAUAAUAGCCUAUGUAUUAUUUUAUUUUUAUAAAUUAUACUAACUAAUAAUUAUUAUUUUAUUAAAUUUAAAGAAAGUUGUAAUAUAAUGUACUUAUGUACCUGUAUAAGUUUUAAAUUUGCAUAUUUUGUUAUUAUUUUAUGAACACAUAAAUACGAACAUUCCCCACCGCAAUGUAUUUGUUGUUGUCAAUUUUGUUAAUUUACGUCCAUUAACACAUGCUUAAAAAUGUGUAAAGAUUGUAUGAUAAUAUAUUAACAAUUUGUGUAUUGCUAAUUUAGUGUUUAUCAUAAUUAAAAAAUACAAAAAAUAUGUAUUUUUUUAAUUUACAAUAAUAUUGCCAGCAGUUCUGUUGGCUAGCAACAAAUAAGGAACCUUUUUAUAUAUGUUAUAAAUAUAAUGUACUUCACUGUUUUGAAAAUAAUUUUUCAAUUAUAUUUUGUACUAAUUUA
This is a messenger RNA of Adelges cooleyi (spruce gall adelgid), 4614 nucleotides long. RefSeq lists its product as uncharacterized. The record is from RefSeq and is a predicted model, not a curated record. The transcript has 2 exons. The coding region runs from base 265 to 3966 and encodes 1233 amino acids. NCBI's taxonomy places the organism in Eukaryota, Metazoa, Arthropoda, Insecta, Hemiptera, Adelgidae.